This is a messenger RNA of Dunckerocampus dactyliophorus (ringed pipefish), 4543 nucleotides long. RefSeq names its product OTU deubiquitinase 7A (gene otud7a). The record is from RefSeq and is a predicted model, not a curated record. Gene Ontology annotation, biological process: protein deubiquitination involved in ubiquitin-dependent protein catabolic process; protein K48-linked deubiquitination; protein K11-linked deubiquitination. Gene Ontology annotation, cellular component: nucleus; cytoplasm. Bases 347 to 3205 code for a protein of 952 amino acids. NCBI's taxonomy places the organism in Eukaryota, Metazoa, Chordata, Actinopteri, Syngnathiformes, Syngnathidae. Gene Ontology annotation, molecular function: cysteine-type deubiquitinase activity; zinc ion binding; DNA binding. The transcript is spliced from 13 exons.
GCGGAGGACUAUGACAUGGGGAUGAGCAACUGUGAGAGAGAAAGACCAAGAGAGGUGGGAGGGAGACGGCCAGCCAGGAAUUAACGGUUCGUCAAGGGGUCUGGACUGAAAACGUUACAAUGGGGAACAAUGACUGACGACAGAACGGGUUCUCUGCGUCCCGACUGUCUUUCUCUGCUUCGCCACCUUUGAAGCCGUGGACUAGAACUUUGUCUGGUCCCCACACUCCUACGGUCAUCUGAUGGCUUCUCAUCAAAACUUAGCAAAAAUACAGAAAAUGAGAACGUGAAGGCUGGCGUCCACCAAGGCCUCCGCUGCACCUUGGGCAGCGCACACACAUGAUCACAUGACUCUGGACAUGGACGCGGUCCUGUCAGACUUUGUUCGGUCCACAGGGGCAGAACCGGGUCUGGCAAGAGACCUGCUGGAAGGUAAAAACUGGGACCUCAGUGCUGCUCUAAGUGAUUACGAGGAGCUCAGGCAGGUCCACACUGCCAACCUGCCGCAGGUGUUCAACGAGGGCCGCUACUACAAACAGCCGGAGGCGCGUGACACACCAACUCUUGUUAGCAAGAUCGACAGGCCGUGUGCGCAGAAGCAGGAUGACAAUGCACAAGAGAAGCGUCUGUCCCGGGGGAUCUCCCACGCCAGCUCUGCCAUUGUCUCCCUGGCGAGGCUACAGGUGGCCAACGAGUGUACCAACGAGCAGUUCCCUCUUGAGAUGCCCAUCUACACAUUCCAGCUGCCAGACCUCAGCGUGUACAGCGAGGACUUCAGGACCUUCAUAGAGAGAGACCUGAUAGAGCAGUCCACCAUGAUGGCCCUGGAGCAAGCUGGUCGCCUAAACUGGUGGUCCACCAUGUGCACCAGCUGUAAGAAACUGCUUCCUCUGGCCACCACUGGGGACGGAAACUGCCUCCUCCAUGCUGCUUCUUUAGGAAUGUGGGGAUUCCAUGACAGAGACCUGAUGCUGAGGAAGUCCUUGUACACCAUGAUGAAGAGCGGAGCUGAGAGAGAUGCUCUUAAGAGGAGGUGGAGGUGGCAGCAAACCCAACAGAACAAGGAGUCCGGCCUGGUGUACACCGAGGAGGAGUGGGAGCGGGAGUGGAACGAGUUGCUCAAGUUGGCCUCCAGUGAGCCUCGCACGCAUCUCAGCAAAAACGGCAACACGAACGGAGGGGUGGAUAACUCAGAGGAUCCGGUCUAUGAGAGUCUAGAGGAGUUCCAUGUGUUUGUGCUGGCCCACGUGCUCCGCAGGCCGAUUGUCGUGGUGGCCGACACGAUGCUUAGAGACUCAGGAGGAGAAGCGUUUGCUCCCAUCCCGUUUGGUGGCCUCUACUUGCCUCUGGAGGUGCCUCCAAGCCGCUGUCACUGCUCCCCUCUGGUUUUGGCUUACGAUCAGGCGCACUUCUCCGCCCUGGUGUCCAUGGAACAGAGGGACCAGCAGCGAGAGCAAGCUGUUAUCCCGCUGACCGACUCGGAGCACAAGCUGCUGGCCCUCCAUUUCGCCAUGGACCCUGGCAGGGACUGGGAGUGGGGCAGGGACGACAACGAUAAUACCAAGCUAGCCAAUCUUAUCUUGUCUCUGGAGGCCAAACUCAACCUCUUGCACAACUACAUGAAUGUAACGUGGAUCCGAAUUCCAUCUGAAACAAGGGCUCCCCUGGCUCAGCCUGAGUCUCCGACCGCGUCUGCAGGCGAAGACGUGCAGUCUCUGGCCGAGUCCAUGGACUCUGACCGCGAGUCCGUUGGCAGCAACUCCAACGUCAACACCGGCAAGGCCAGCAAGGACAAGGACAAAGACAAGCAGCGCAAAGACAAAGACAAGAACAGGGCCGAUUCUGUAGCCAACAAGCUAGGUAGCUUUAGCAAAACACUGGGAAUCAAGCUAAAGAAGAACAUGGGGGGUUUGGGGGGUCUUGUGCACGGCAAAAUGAACAAAUCCAACUCUGGCUCAGGUCGAAGCGGGGAGAACGGAGCGGAAAAGGCAAAAAAGAAGGACUCAAAGACAACCAAAGGGAGCAAGGACGAGUCGGGCCAGUCGGCCAGCUCUACAUCAUCGGAGAAGGCCACAAGCCCCUCCCCUACAGAUAGAGAUAAACCCGCUAGCUCCUCCCCCACGGACAGAACGGACAGUACAGGCAGGGUCUCGGGGGACAAGAGCCUUGAAAACUGGAAAUACAGCACGGACGUCAAGCUCAGCCUCAACAUCCUGCGAGCCGCCAUGCAGGGAGAGCGCAAGUUCAUCUUUGCGGGCCUCCUCCUCACCAGCCACCGACACCAAUUCCACGAGGAGAUGAUUAGCUACUACCUGACCAACGCCCAGGAGCGCUUCAGCCAGGAGCAGGAACAGAAGAGGAAGGAGGCGGAGAAGAAGCCCCCCGCCCCCAGCGAGGUGGCUGCCAAGAAGCCCGAGCAUGAGAGCGUCUUCCAGAGGGAGCGAUCGGACAGCUCACCCCCAGAGAGCUGCUCUCCUGUCCUGGCCCACCACACCUACACCUCGCAGCCCCCCGUGGGGCUCAAGAUGCAAGGCAGGAACAGUCCCACCCCUGCAGCCCCUCAUGUCUCUUUCCCAGUCCCUCCACUCACCCCACCGAUAUCCUCCCACCACGUCCCCCACCCCGCUCCCGCGCCUUACUCGUCCCCCAGUUUUGGUGCUAAGAGACCUGGGCCCGUCCCUGUGUCCGCCCACUACAGCCAUACCCCCCCCAUCCAGAGGCACAGUGUGAUCCACCUACAAGAUGUCAACAUGCAGCCCUCCAUCUUCCAAGACCCCUACAAACCCGUGGUGGGCACCCUCAAAACGUGCGCCACUUACCCGCAGCAAAACCGCACUCUGUCGUCGCAGAGCUACAGCCCCGCUCGCUUGUCGGGCGUGCGCACCACCAACACCCUGGAAACCCUGUCUUACAACAUGCCCGCCGAACACAAGUCCCACACGUACACUAACGGCUUCAACGCGGGAGACAUUCAAGACUGCCUGGAGUUCGCCGACGAGGACAACUCGUCUCACACGUGGCUCAACCAAGACAAAACCAAAGGGCGGAGCUCUGGAAGCCCUUUGUACUGCUUUCAGCAGCGCCGCUGCAAGAGGGACAACUGCUCCUUCUACGGGAGGCCCGAAACGGACAACUAUUGCUCCUACUGCUACAGGGAGGAGCUGAAACGCAGGGAGAGGGAGGCCAAAGUGCAGAGGCCCGCAUAGCCAUCACCACCCCUUUGCAUCCACAACAACACCAUGGCAAACCUUUGACUUGUUUUGUUAAAGAAUGCUCUUGUAUUCCUUGUGAGGCAAGAUGAGGGAAGCAGACACGGUGAGCAGCUUUGGCCACAUAUUAUUGUGCUUUUCUUUUUUUAAAUUUCAUUUAGUCUUUUACUUGUUUUAGAGUAAAAGUCAUCUCUUUGUGAUGUCGUAAGGGAAAGCUUUUCUUUUUUCAUUGUAGAAAAGAUUUCAGUCUCACCAAGCAUUUGAAGCUAAUCAGUUUGAAUGCAAUACCUCUGCUCACGUCUUCAAAUUUCCAGUUGUUUUUGCAAUCAAAGGAAAGUGGAAGGGGAGAGCAUUAUUCACCUCGAAAGCAAUAAAUUGGUGAUUUCCUGCUACACUCUCUCCCAAUUUUGUCUAUGCACCAACAAUAUAUAGAUACUGUAGGUUAACUGUGUCCUGUAAAUUGUCAAAAAUUGUCACAGUGGGAGCUAAUUUCAACUACAGGAAUUCCAAUGUAUACGCAAUAUAGGUCAAUGUUGGGUUAGGUUACCAUGUGACAUUUGUUGAGUGUAUCUCUGUUCUGCGAUGGAGUCACAAUUAGACUCCCAAAAGUGGCUUUUUUUCCAAGAAUUUCCUGUGCCAAACACUGAACAAUGGAGCUCUUCUCAAAUAUGCAGUGUUCGUGGUGUGUCCCUCUCAGUUGCCUGUUAAAUAAUCCUAAUUGGUCAAUGUCUUAGCUGAGAAGAAUUGUGGGUAGUAAGAGCAAGAGCCGAUGCGUAUUUGUCCGAAGUGUGAUUUCUACGUGUCCGCCCCUGUAGGCCCGCCCACCCGUCUGUCUCUCACGCGCCUCGCAGUCAUGCUUUCACUAAACGUUCCUGUCCAGUUUGGCAGUGUGCGUCCUUUCGUCCACAUGUUUUCAAGAAGCACCUGCUGCUAUCAGAGCACCUCAAGCCUUUUGUGAUCAUCAGUGCUUUAACCAAUCAGUGGGCCUCCAAGUGCUUUCUGCUCAUUUGAACAUGACGACUGUAAAGAAGACGUGUUUGUGUUGCCGUUUGUUCUGGUGAUGCUGUUUGCUGAUAACAAUGUACCAUGCUGUCCUUAACAAAAGUGUGUCCUGGCCAAGGAUGUCCACUGAGGUUCGCUUCUGUCUCUCCUGUCCACACUGCGUUGUCGCUCCUUCUCCUCCUCUUUGUUUCCCGCCCAAGCCCCUUCUUGGACGCCCACCAUGUUAGGACUGUAAGAUAUGAUUUUGUAUUCCUUUAAGACUUUUACACAACUUUAAAUUAUUGAUUUGCACAUUAGGUACAGAUGUAUAUAUGAAAAAAAUAAUAGUUUAUU